GCGGGGCCGUGUCACCGCGCACGGCCGGGCCUUGCUACCCCCCCGAGAGAUCAGAGGGGCCCCUUCCCCGGCUUCACCCCUGGCUUUUACACCCCCCCCCCCGGUUUCACAGCUGUCACCGGGCUGCGGCGCCCAAGGGGACGUGGCGUGGCUUGGCUUCGCGGGCCGCUCGCCCCCGGCGCUGCGAGAGGGAAGAGUCCACCUUUCCGAAGGGAUUUGACAUGUCCUCGUCGGUGCCAGACACCUUUGUUUCUCCGCAGGCGGCAGCUCCUCUGCUGGGAAGCGUGUUUUUGGCGCCCAGAUUUCAGUGGCACGGCCCCCCCGUGAGUCCUGAGGGCGGCUGGAGCAGGGAAGAGCACCAGCAGUUGCCUGGGCUCGUGCUGGACACAAAAAACUCAAGGAUGCCCGGAGAGCGGGAAGUGCCUCUGUUGCAGAGACUUUGUGUCUAACAAGCCAGAGGCUUGCAAGGGGAUUCCAGAGUCAUGGAGUUAAGACUGUGAAGGAUUCAGGUCGUUACCUGCACAUUAAACAGUCUCCGGUUACAUCUGCCACCACUGUGGGAGUCAAACAUUAGGGAGUCCUAAUGCCCAUCCAAAAUAAUUCCAUUUCCCACCCUAUGUUUUAAACUCAUGUCACUCCUCACUGAGGCUUUUUAACCGAGGAGGGUUCCUUUUCCUCCUGUCACCCUGACAAUUCCCCAUCUCCAUCCUUUCCCAGGAUGCUGAGCAUAGAGUUACACUGGACAAACAUGGAUCAGUUAUGUUGAUUUGUUUUGCAGAGCCACACGUCUGAUUUAAAAAUUCUUAGACAUGGAUUGAUCAGGAUCGGGAUGUUUUUAGUCAAAAAAGCGCAUCAGUGUUGAAUAAAGGCCCUCCCUUUAACCAUUAUAGUUUGUGGUAUGUAUCUGAUAAGCUUAGGAGACAGUUAACAAAGUCCUUGCAGGUGGAUGCUGCUCCACGAGUGGAGCAGUGUGGAUCAGGCAACUCUUAUCCCAAUCCAUUUGCAAGGGAAGAGGAGUGAAAAUACCAUUCUGGAAUUACACGGGGCUCGGAGGUCACACUGUUAAUCGUUAACUAGAUAAUGUUCGCGUUAACUUGACAAUGUUCACCCAAACAGACGUGGUGGAACAGGUGGAAACGCGCCCAUGUCAGCGGCUCUGCUUGCCCUCAGCCGCCAUGUUGGUUCGGGGGCGGGAACACCAGUUUUGUUCGCGGCGCUAUGACACAACCCCGAGAUUGCCCCGAGACCCCUUUCAGGCCGGUUAAGAAGCGAACUGGAGGCUUUUAACCAGCCCCCGGCAAGGGGUUACCCCUCUCCGGACAGCGAGCACACGCCAGGAGAGGGGGAAAGCGCACCCGCGGAACGCCAGGCCCAGGGCACGACGGGCGGGUGGACGGCAGUAAAGGGAACACCGUCCUCGGUCUCGGGGAGCGAGUUCCGCGGGGAACGCUUUGGGCGCUGCACCGCGGCGGCUCGGCAAGAUGGCGGCGCCCAGCGCCCGCUGCCUGUGGAGAGCACUGGCCCCGCAGCGCGGGUGGGUCCGCGCCGGGCUGGAGCAGCGCCUCGCCGCCCCCACCGUGGUGAGCGCCGCGACCGCCCGGCCCUUCGCGGCGGCAGCCAAACCUGCCAAAAAAGGUGCCCAGUGGACCAAGCAGGAGAAAGCCAAGGACAAACCCUCCCGCCGGCGGCGGCCGCUGAUGACGAAGCCCGUGGACGACGUGUACCUGACGUGGCUCUACCGGCGCCCCUUCUACGACCUGGAGCAGGCCGUGGGCAUGCUGAAGAAGUUCCAGCAGCUGGACUUCACUCACCCCAAGCAGUUUGUCUAUAUCAAUGUGUUCCUGGAUAUGGCCCUGAAGAAGAAAAAGCUGGAUCCUUUCUCGGGUGCCGUCGCCCUUCCCCAUCGCUUUACGGAUGAAGUGAAUAAGGUUUUGGUUUUCACAGAGAAUGAGCAAGAAGCUGAAAUAGCUCGGGAGAGUGGAGCUGAGAUCGUGGGGGGACUUGAAUUAAUGAAAUGGAUCUUGGAGGAUGAAAUCCAAGCAGAUUUCUAUGUGGCUGUUCCUGCCAUAAUACCCAAGCUAGUACCACUGAGGAACAAACUGAAACGGAAAUUCCCGAGCACCAGAAAAAAUUCCCUGGGCAGUGAUAUUCCCAAAAUGGUGCAGCUCUUCAGAGAAUGUCACGAGUACGCCGUGCAAGACGAGAGUGUAAUCAAGACAAGGAUAGCCAGGCUGGAUAUGCCUACUGAGCACAUAAUUGCCAAUCUAAAGGCAGUUAUCCAUGAUAUCUGCACCUUCAAGCCACCACCUUAUGAUCCCAUUGUGCAGAGGUUGGUGAUCAGAUCUUCAACCAGUGAAGGUUUGCAAGUGAACCUCGAUGGAAUCUUACCUCAAGUGGAGAAAGCAGAAGAAAAGGAAGAAGAAGAAGAAGAAAGAAGCGCAGAUGACGAGGAUGAAGCAGAAAAACCUGUCCAGGAACCCGUUAGUACCUGAGGUCUUUCCUUGUAGAUCUGACGGUCACGCUUGGGAAGCAAAGGGUGUCGUUCAAAUCAUGCUCUGUGGAAACAAAAAAUAAAUGGAACUCGUGAAUUUCA
This is a messenger RNA of Pipra filicauda (Wire-tailed manakin), 2593 nucleotides long. RefSeq names its product mitochondrial ribosomal protein L1 (gene MRPL1). The record is from RefSeq and is a predicted model, not a curated record. Lineage: Eukaryota; Metazoa; Chordata; Aves; Passeriformes; Pipridae. The transcript has 11 exons. Bases 1482 to 2492 code for a protein of 336 amino acids.